CUCUCUCUCUCUCUCUCUCUCUCUCACAAACACAAUCUCUCUCUGAAACAAGAACACAUGUAUUCACAUAUGAAUGAUGAAUCAGUGGUGGAAACUUGCUUUUUGAAGCACAGAUGAAUCCUCCUUUUGAUGUGCUGCUGUUUCCUUCUACUCCACCAUCAUCAAAUCGAUCUUCUUCUUUCUCCCUUAUCCUCUCUCCCCUUCUUAUCCAAAAAAGCUUCCAUAGGUUUGAAUGAAUCAUCAUACUUUCUUGGAGUUUCUUUCUACGUUGCUUUUAAUUGUUCUCUUCUGCUAAAUCCUUGCUCCCUGCACUUCUCUUCAAAGAUUCUCUCUCCACAAUUUAUUUCUGCUAGGAGGCUAAAGUAGUUGCUCUAACUUGGAGUCAUCUCUCUCACUAAGCAUGCUUUUAGUGGGAUAAUUGGAAUGCUUAAUUUGAAGUUCUAGAAAGAGAGGGGCUGAAGAGAGUUUAUUGGGACUGUUAUAAAGGCAGCACAAGAAGACAGAAUAUAAUCUGUAGCAGAUGAUAUCCAUUGAUGAUCAUCCACCACCAGAUCCUUCAUCAUCUGAUCAUCAAAAUCAUCAUCAACAAAAAGAAGUUUCUCAUGAACUCAAGAUCAACAAUGGUGAGAAAGCUCCAGCUUCUGUUUCUAACAUAGAUCUGCUGAAGCCUAAGGAUUCCAUUCUUGAUGACACCAAAAACCCGCUUCCCAAUUUCUCUAUAAGAGAUUAUGUUUUCGGUUCGCGAUGCAAGGAUAUUGCCUCUAAUUGGCCUUUUUCUCAAGAAAUUUUGCAACUUUGCUUGCAAUAUGGUGUGAAGAAUUUAUUGCCACCUUUCCAACCUCUUGAUCUACUCAUCAGUAAUCCUAAUCAAUCUGGUAGCAGAUGUGCUGUUGAAAAUCGUUUACCCGAUGAAGAAAUCUUAAGCAGUUCUGAGGGAAAAUUUAGUAUUGAACCUCAAUGUCAUCUUGAAAAAGACUUGGCUCACACAAAAUCAAAGAAAUCCCACCCUGCUUCAUCUGAGAAGACUUCGAACACCACUAACCAAACUGCGGUUAAGAAGUACAAGUUCUUUAUGAAAUUAAACUCUGGUGUUGAACGAGUUGACCAAGAGGUCACACCGAACAAUUUCAUAGUCUCAGAGACCAUGCUGGCUGCUAAAGUUUGCCCAGUUUGCAAGACUUUCUCAUCCUCUUCAAACACCACCUUAAACGCUCACAUUGAUCGCUGUUUAUCUGAGGAAUCAAGUAUGAAAUGGACUACAAAUCCCAAGAUAAUCGUUAAACAUAGGAUCAAACCUAGGAAGACAAGGUUAAUGGUGGAUAUAUAUAAAACUGCUCCAUGUUGUACUGUGGAAGAGCUUGAUAGAAGAAAUGGUACAAGUUGGGCUACUAAUUCGAAUUUCCCAGAUCAAGAACUCGAGUUUCAAGCAGAAGAAAAGAAAAAAGAAUCAAGGUUUGUUCCUGAGGCUACUGGUCAUGAUGGCACCGUCUAUAUUGACACAAACGGCACAAAAGUUCGUAUCUUGUCAAUGCCAAAAGUUGGUACUAUAGAUGAUCACGAAGCUCGAAAGUUACAAAAAGGAGGAAAAGGGAGUAAAAUUACCGCGGAGAAGAAGAAAAAGAAAGCUUACAGGCAGAAAAAUCGCGACAAAAUGUUUAAACUUAGCCCGAACAGCAAAAAGUUCUGCUCUUUAAAGCCUCAUCAUCCUGUUUCUGAGGCGAUAGGUGGCCAAGAAGAAGAUGUUGCCAUUGAAGAAAGAUGUGAUAAACCCAUGAAAGCUCGAGAAAAUAAGCAAAUGGAAGAUUUGGCGAUUACAAGGCCACCGUUGGCGUGUUCUAAACGAACUCAUCUUACAAAGAAAAGGAGGUCUACAAUGUUGACAAAGCCAAAAGAAGGCUUCCCUUUGCAGGACAGUUAUGAGGAUCCUCUGGGUAUUAGAUCAAAGGGUGGCAAGUUCUCAUCGUUGCAAGAUAAUCCAUCGUCAACAAGCCAAGAAUGCAAUGCAGGAUCCAAAUUUAAUCCGAAAAGGAAAUUUUCACAUUGCUUAUCAAAAGAAAAUGCGGUCAUGGAACCUUCUCAAGAUUCUUCGAAACAGAAAUCAAGAAUAGAAGAGGACACGAGCGAGAAUUUGUCUUUUGAGAUUGUUAAUGUUCUUGAAGCCAAGAGGAAGAAAUCCGUUACUUCCAAGAUUACUGCAAAUGGGUAUUCUUCCCAAGAACUUGAGAUUGCGUUCGUGGAUCCUCUACUUGAUGUGGAAUCUGCUACCGCUGAUGAAAUCCCAUCUCAUUCUGAUGUUCAGGAAAGAAGUUUCAUGGGUUUGAGGAACUCAUUUGAUGAUCAAUUUUCAAAGAUGGUAAGUCGAGUAGAUAACAAGUUUGACAUCGAUAAGAUUAUGAUUGAGCAUAAUGCUGAAGACUGCAUGGAUGAUAUCGAAAAGGAAGGUAAUUACUUUCACGAGAUCGAUCCAAUUCCAAUUCCUGGACCACCAGGAUCCUUCCUACCUCCUAGCCCUGGUGGAGAUAUGGUUUCUGAAGAACUUCAAGGCAAUUCAUCACUUACAACCACAAGUAGGUUUCAGUCAAGUGAAGAACAGUAUCAUCAUGAUCAUAUGUUGGAUUCUCCCAUUUCAACAGUCUCAAGUUCCAGUUUGGCAAGAUCUGAUGACAAGUUAUCUGUAGGAUUUGCUUCCCUUCGAGAUACCAACCUAAGCUUCACAAAUGUUGUAAUUGAUGUUGUAGAUCAGAAAUCUUCUUCUGUGAAUGCCAGUAACUCGAGAUCAGUUGAUGCGAUCUUCAAAGAAAAGGGUCUCACUCCAUCUGGCUUCCAAAAUCAUGAGCAGCCUUGUGUUUGCUCUAGAAAGGAGGGUGUGCUCUCUAAGAAUGUUCCUUCAUAUCACCAAGAAUCAGCUAUACUAACAGAAGGAGCUUUUGAGUCCAACAAGAGACCCGAGUUGUUUUCCCUGAUCAUCAACCACCCGGAGUUACCAUCACCACUACCACCUGAAACUGUUAAACCGCUUGCUGAUCCUUCGGUCAAGUUACCAUUUUACCGCGAUUUUGAAUCUGUUGUUAGACCUACAACACCUGUUCUCAGGCUUAUGGGGAAAAACUUGACUGUGGUGAAGACAGAUGACGAUCAUCAACUUAGAACUCCAUUUUGCUCGAAUCCUUUUGGUCAUCAACAGCUGCAUAACAUUCAAAACAACGACCACACUUCUUUCUUCCAUGGCUAUCUUUCUGAUCAGAAACCUGUAAUCUUUAACCAUAAUCAAAAUGACUCCAAAUCUCGACAUUUUAAUGUCCACCCACCAAGAAAUCUUGCUGAUUUGAGGCUCAUUACGGCACCUACUACAGACUGUAACAGACUUGAUGUUGAUAAUAACGAAGAGAAAUCCCCCUGGAAAGCCACCAAGGAGAUCAUUGUAAUCGAUGAUUCAUCUGAAAACGAAGCUGAUGCUCGUAUUAUGCUUCAAGAACGCAUGAGAAGAAACCAUCAUCUAUUUGACGGCGGUGUUUCAUCGGCUUUCCACCAUGGUAGCUUUGGAGCUUCAAACGCACCAUAUCCCAGAUGAGUUCUUCUUCUACUGCAUGCUAUCCUCGUACUAGCUAAGAAUCAUGAAGAUCGAACUGGAAGAUGAAUGGAGUUUAGUUAAGGUUUACAGAUGAGUUUUAAUUUCAAUGUUUACAUGGUUUUGUUCCUUAAUUAAUUUUGUAUGAUGACUAGUUUCUUAGGUUUCCAUGCAAAGAGAUCGGCCAACCUUACUUUUAAAGCUAUGAAGGAAU
This is a messenger RNA of Cynara cardunculus var. scolymus (artichoke), 3782 nucleotides long. RefSeq lists its product as uncharacterized. Lineage: Eukaryota; Viridiplantae; Streptophyta; Magnoliopsida; Asterales; Asteraceae. The record is from RefSeq and is a predicted model, not a curated record. Bases 521 to 3571 code for a protein of 1016 amino acids. The transcript has 4 exons.